Molecule: messenger RNA, 1296 nt
Organism: Ectocarpus sp. CCAP 1310/34
Lineage: Eukaryota; Phaeophyceae; Ectocarpales; Ectocarpaceae
Source: the annotation of a GenBank genome assembly
CCUUCUCACGGGCGCAAAAAGCGAUUCGUGCUGGUUUCGACCUGAUUUCUCGCGAUGCUGGCUACCUCGGCGAUGCCGAGGACAUACAGCUUGAGCAACAGCUCAUUCGAAAGCUGCUGUAAAGACCUACAGCACUGUCAACUUUUAUGGGGGGAGUUGCAAAGGCGUGGUUUGCUUUCUAAAAACAAACGCCCAUUCUCAUUUUUGGGUACGUUCCCAUUUUUCCCGCAAGUCUGUUUACCGCUGUUCCGGCUCAUCUACCGAACUCGGUACCGAUCAAGAGGCUGCUAUCAUCAGGUCGACUUCUUUCGGCGGAAUGCUAGCGUGCUCGAUUUCAGCUCCAGCAGAGGCUUUAGGCUUGUACCAGCAGCACCCUGGGUGCCUUUUCUGUCGAUUGCACCAUACGCCUCCCAUGCUGCAAGCCCCCUCCGCAACCCUCGGGACCAGUUUAGUCUACUGACGGCUACCUCCGAGAACGCCCCCGAAGUGCCCGCCGUUCCCACAAUUGUGCCCAGCUACGAGGACGUGGUGUGGGGGGACGACACCUCCUUCGAGUGGGACGUGCGACAAGUUCCGGAGAAUACCGUCGUCGAGGGUUUCACCACUCGCGCGGUGGAAGCUGCGGCUGUGGGACCACAACCGCAGGACAGGCAGCUAGUGAUGGUCUUGCCGACCGAGCGGCUUGAUUUAGAGCAGGGAGCUGUAGUGGGAGUAGCUCGUGCGGUGAUGUGGUGGGUUCCGGGGUCGCCUGAAUACUGCAAGUUGGUAAACCGUAAGGACGCCAACCUGGGGACGCUGGGGUCGCUUAAGCAGCAGCAACUCGUCAACGUCCUCGCAGCGUUCAUCGAGGACGGCCUGUUUCCGAUCGACCCGAAGCGAGUGCCGGCUUGCAUCAACGAGAUUCAGCAGUUGGUAGACCGAGGAGUGAUCCGUCAAUCCAUGUCUCCGUGGGCUGCCCAGUGCUUGUGCGUUAAGAAGAAGGAUGGUACGCUGCGACUGUGCAUCGACUGGCGUGAACUCAACAAACUGUUGGUCUCGGAUAGUGGGGGUUUGGGUGACAUGCAGACGACAUUCGACGGGUUGAAGGGCAAGAGGUAUUUCUCUCAGCUAGACCUCGCCUGCGGUUUUCACCGGAUGGAAAUCACCGAGAAAGACCGUUACAAGACGGCCUUUCGAGAUGCGGAUGGUAUGCUUUGGGGAUUUACUCGCGCGGGUUUCGGCCUGACGGUGCUUCCGGCGGCCUUCACUCGUAGAGUAAAGUCGGCUUUGGGGCAUCUAUCGGGCGUGUUUAACUGA